AUGCCAACAAGUGAAGACGUCGACUCUCGAUUCCCCACUCCUCCCAGUCCCCCAACUCCUGGCCCUAACUCAAAAAGCAGCAUGGCGAAGACUGGACAAGAGCAACUCUUUGAUUCGGUUCCAACAACUCAAGGGAUUUCUAGUUUUUAUGAUUCUGCCGCCACAAACACUUCGCCUAUUUUAAAACCAACUGACGGUGAAAGUGGUUUGGGUACCUCGUGUGAUUCCAUGUAUGGUGGCGAAAGUAGAGCCUCGGCAGAUUCUUCGAUGUCUGGUCCCGCUCGGGCUGGAUCCAAUCGACGUCGCCGUCCCCACGCGACGUCGAGUAGCAGACCUCCCGGAAUUCAACCUUCCCACUCCCCAACCACUCAAAACUACGGUUUGCCACCCCCGUUUGGCCCUCAUGAAAACACCCAACCUCCUACGAGUUUUUUGGGACCCCCUCUCCAUUAUCAUCAACCCUCCGGAGUGCCUUUCAAUCAAGGGAGUGGUUUUGUUGGACAAUAUCCGAUGUCGCCACACCCACCUCCCGUGACGAUGGGCCAUCCACAGCCGUCCUUCACAUACCCACACGCAUUUCACCAUCCAACAGUGCCAGACAACAACAUGGCGGCGUCGACAAAUAUACUUGGUAGCCACCAGAACGUGCUACACCAUCCUCCUCCUGUUUAUCCGUAUUCGAAUGUUCUAGAUGGUUCUUCCCAACACGCCUCGUUCACAGGAGCCGCAAAUUCCCCAGUUUACUCGCCGCACCAGGGUCAUGCCUUAAAUUCUCCCUUGUCACCAUCCGCUGCUGGUCCAGGCAGUCCACUGUCGCCUUACAUCGGCACGACUCCAUUCCGAUACUCUGCUCCACACUUUACAUACUCCCAAUCGUUUCCUACGGCAACCAACGCGUACCGGGGUUCUUAUGGGCCAGCGGCGUAUGGCCAACACCAGCACUUUCCCCCUUCAUCACCAGAAGCCGAUCCAACAGGUGCGUGGUGGUAUCCUCCUCAUGCCAUGACGCCCCAGGGCUAUGAAAGCACGCCACCAUCGUAUGGGCCCCGUUACCCUUUCCAAUAUUUCCAGACGGGCCAUCGUGAUUUAGACGGACCGUAUAAUUCUGCGUCUCCGUCGUCUGGAAACCCAUUCCCUAUGUCACCCAAUCGUCCCCCCUCCGAAGAAGCACCAUCCCAUAAUUCCCCUUACAUCGGUCCCUCAUCCGAUCCUGAUUCAGCCGCGAGCGGACAAUCUCAGGUUCCCGAUAAACCUGUCAUCCGUCGUUCCUACCACCCUAAUCCACCCGCCCACCGUUCUGAAUGGGUUAUGUGGGUAGGGAAUGUACCUUCUGAUUCUGUUCAUGACGGAUUGUGGCGCUUCUUCAACCAGCCUCCAGAAGGUUACUCCCCUAACAACGACGCCUGGGCCUCAGGAGUGCUGUCCAUCUUCUUAAUUUCACGCUCCAGCUGCGCUUUUGUCAACUUUGAUAGCGAACAGUCUUUGCACGCUGCAAUUGAACGUUUUAACGGCAAGCAGCUGCGACCACAAGAAGCCCGGUGUCCCAAGCUCGUUUGCAGGGUCCGAAGAAAGGACGACGAUUUGAAGGCAGGCGUUGGCGGGCAACGUGGGGUGGGAUUGCACGUACAGUGGAUAAAAGAUCAGAAGGGUAAGGCUAAAGAAGCGAUGAAAGGUGCCCCUAUGAUAGCCUCUGAUCGUCCCACGCCAACCAUGGGUAACCCAGACCCUCUCUCCCGCCCCUUGGCGUCUGUGUCCUUAUCUAGCGACCACGAGAGUCUGAAGCGCGCUCAUUCCAAACAUUCUAGCAGUUCCGGAUCAUAUGCGUCAACUGACUCUAGCGUCCUCACCCGUUAUUUUCCAAAGCGAUACUUCAUUCUUAAGUCGCUUACUAGGUACGACCUGGACCUUAGCGUGGAAAGCGGGCUAUGGGCAACGCAGAAGCACAAUGAGGGUAUAUUGGAUCAAGCUUUCCGCACAAGCAAAGACGUGUAUCUCAUUUUUGGGGUGAACAAGAGCGGAGAAUUCUACGGCUAUGCAAGGAUGGCUGGUCCUGUCCGUCGCAGCGAAGCUCAUGUUUCUUGGGCAUCACGCAAUGAUUCUGGAAGCCGUUCAUCACGAUCACCCGACGCAGCUCAGGCAACGAUGCAAAUGAUGACACCCACCAGCCCAUUCCGCCAAUCGGCCGCAAAGUCGUUGUCAAACGCCUACUUCCCCCCUUCCUCCGGCAAGUUUGUGGGGAAUUCACCUAUGCCUGUAGAUGGCAGUCCCGCUUUGAACUUGGAAGGAACGGAGGAGCCAGGUGAUGCAACGACUCCAGGUUUACAUCAUAGGCAGCAAGCCCGGUCUGCACCGGCCAUUUUGGGCAAGCCCCAAUCGCCGCUCACUCUUCGCACACCAUAUCAAAAGCAGAGUUUGCCUACCAUGAACGCGUUGACACCGACUCCUGCAGACAGCUUUGAGCUUGAUGCAUCAGCGCCUGUGCGAGCCAUGAGGGGGAAUCACGGCACUACCUCAGAGUCCUCUUCUAAGGUUGUCCCGCCUUUAGAAGUUGUAACGGAAGCUGAAGAGGAGAAGGCUGAAGAUCAAGAGGACGACGGCGGAUUGGAGAGGGCUGAAGACAAGGUUGCAGAAGGAGGUGACGAGCCGGAGGGAGGAGCUGGUGGCCGUGAGGAUGCAUGGGGGGAUUGCUUCAAAAUCGAAUGGCUCUGCACGGAGAAGCUGCCAUUCUACCGUAUUCGACAUCUACGGAACCCUUGGAAUCACGAACGAGAGGUGAAAGUGUCGAGAGAUGGUACUGAGCUGGAGCCCAUUGUUGGGCAACGGUUGUUGGACGAGUGGCAAAACCUUGCUGAACCACCUGCGGUGGGGCCUGGGAAACCAUCUGGCUCCACGAGACGUUCGGCUCCAAAAUCUAGCGCUGGGGGGAGUACAAAACGGUAA
This is a messenger RNA of Laccaria bicolor S238N-H82, 2940 nucleotides long. RefSeq lists its product as uncharacterized. Gene Ontology annotation, molecular function: mRNA binding; N6-methyladenosine-containing RNA reader activity. Gene Ontology annotation, biological process: regulation of alternative mRNA splicing, via spliceosome; mRNA splicing, via spliceosome. NCBI's taxonomy places the organism in Eukaryota, Fungi, Basidiomycota, Agaricomycetes, Agaricales, Hydnangiaceae. The transcript has 5 exons. The coding region runs from base 1 to 2940 and encodes 979 amino acids. Gene Ontology annotation, cellular component: nucleoplasm. The record is from RefSeq and is a predicted model, not a curated record.